Molecule: messenger RNA, 2078 nt
Organism: Pyrenophora tritici-repentis Pt-1C-BFP
Lineage: Eukaryota; Fungi; Ascomycota; Dothideomycetes; Pleosporales; Pleosporaceae
Source: RefSeq, a predicted model, not a curated record
AUGGCCGGCAUUAAAAGAAAAUCCGCGGGCGCAACUGCGCCCGAAAUCAAGACCAAGAGCAAAAAGGUCAAAGUCGAUAAGCCUACCUCGAAGCACGAGUCGAAACACGAAGUCAAGCCUGCGAAGAAACCAUCCAAAUCCAAAAGGAAGAGAGCCCUGGUGGAUCCGAAGAGUCGGACACUAGCGAGCAGGAAACCGGCUUUUAUGGCGAACAACUCACGAGAAGCGCAUGCGAAGCAAAAGGCCCUCGCCAAAGAACGAAAAGCUGCCAAGCCAAACGCUGACAUAAUUGAGCGCUCGAAGAAGCUUUGGGAGAAGCUUAGGUUGAAGUCGCACGUUGACAAGGACGAACGAAAGGAGCUCGUUAAGGAGCUAUUCGAAAUCAUCACAGGCAGAGUCAAGGACUUCGUCUUCAAGCAUGACUCUGUACGUGUCAUUCAGACGGCGAUAAAGUACUCGACUAUGGAGCAAAGGCGAAUGAUCGCAAGGGAGCUGAAGGGCGAGUUCAAGGUCCUGGCCGAGGGCAAGUACUCCAAGUUCUUGAUCGCCAAGUUGGUGGAGAAAGGAGACCCCGAAAUUCGCGAUCUUGUCAUUACUGAAUUCUACGGCCACGUCAAGCGCAUGAUCAACCAUCCCGAAGCCGCAUGGAUACUGGACGAUAUAUACCGGGCUGUUGCAACUCCGGAGCAGAAGAGCCGCCUACUGCGUGAGUGGUACGGGCCCGAAUUCUCCAUCAAGGGCCUUGACACGAAGGGCACCGAUAGCGCAGAGUUGUCAGUCAUCAUAAAAGAAUCGCCCGAGAAGAGGAAACCCAUCAUGGACUAUCUGGAGAACCAGACCAAUGCACUCAUUCAGAAGAAACUCACGGGUUUCACGAUGCUGCACGAUGCUAUGUUGCAAUAUUUCCUCGUUUGCGAGCCCGGGACUGAACAAGCGAACGACUUCCUCGAACACCUCAAGCCCGACCCAACAAUCAAGGAAGGCGAAGAGGCCGACAACGUGGAUUUGUUGAAGAAUCUUGCCUUCACAAAGUCGGGUUCGCGGCUAAUGUCACUGUGCUUCGCCUAUGGCACAGCCAAGGACCGCAAGCUCUUUUUGCGGCCGUACAAGGACACAAUCGAAACCAUGGCUUUCGAUCAACAUGCUCAUCACGUCCUCCUUGCCGCAAUGGCAGUCACUGAUGACACCAAGCUAUCAGCCAAAUCCAUCUUUAGCGAACUUCUACCAAACAAUGACAGUCUCGCCGAAAAGGUGUUGAACCUUGUUAACGACACUCGCGCACGUACAGUUCUGUUGUACCCAUUUGUUGCAGAUGCCAAGUGGCUAUUGGAUGACAACACACGGGAGCGAUUGUCCGAGUUGUACACUAUUCGCCAGAAAACAUCCAAGAAGGACCCGAAUACCCGUCUACAAGAGAUUGCAAAGAACAUCGAACCGCAGUUACUAACGGCAGUCACUGCCCGAGCUGCCGAAUUUGCUUCUUUUGCGUUCGGAUUGCAAUUCAUGGGUGAAGUUCUCGUUGGAGCACCAGAGGUUGAGCCAGCUAAGCGCAAGGAUGCCUUGACAGAGAUUGCACGUCUGUCGCAGUCAGUCUUGGACUCUGCGCUGCCUGCAUCAGCAGGAGACAAUAAAGCCGGAAGCCACGGCAAGAACAUGCUGAAGACGCUGGUUCAAGGCGGCAAGUUUGACCCUACGACCAAAAAGGUCGUCCCGGUUGAGCCUUCCCUUGGUUUCGCCGAUUUGCUCUGGCCUCAGAUCAAGGGCAACAUUAAGGAGUGGGCUACGGGGCAGGGCUCUUUUGUUGUAGUUGCCUUGACUGAAGCCGAAGGCUUCUCAAAGAAGGACGAGGUCCUGAAAGCUUUGAACAAGGAGAAGAAGGCUCUGGAGGCUGCUGCCAACCCCUCGGGUGCUCAAAAUGGCGAGUCAAAGAACAAGAAGCAGAAAAAGGGCGACAAGUCGGACACCACCCCUAGAGGGAAUGCAGGUGCAAGGAUCCUUCUUGAAAAGUUGUAGACAGUCAUUUAGCAGCGUAUGUAUCAUUUGAACAAGUAGUAUGAUACCCAUCUGGGCAUUCCACA